Messenger RNA from Solanum tuberosum (potato), 1182 nucleotides. Its product is annotated as GRF1-interacting factor 1-like. The transcript is spliced from 4 exons. The coding region runs from base 313 to 984 and encodes 223 amino acids. The record is from RefSeq and is a predicted model, not a curated record. NCBI's taxonomy places the organism in Eukaryota, Viridiplantae, Streptophyta, Magnoliopsida, Solanales, Solanaceae.
UCCUUUACUUCCCUAUCAGGGUUUAUAGUAAUGGUUUUGCUUGCCCAGAAUUUAGAUUCUUUUCUCUCUUACUUACUUACAGUGAGUACAAAGGCAGCUUUUUUUCUCCUACCUAGCUAGCUGCUGCUGCAACUACUGUCUCUUGUCCCCAUCAAAUUUUUUUUCCACUAGUAUUGUUGUGUCACUAUUCAAACUCAAGUGAUAUUGUAAAUCAAGAAAACUAAAAAAAGGGGGAAUUUUUCUUUAACUACAUUUCUUGAUUUAUGCAAGGAACAAGACAAUUUUGAGUAUAAAAAGAGUGAAGGGGGAAAUAUGCAGCAGCAGCACCUGAUGCAGAUGCAGCCCAUGAUGGCAGCCUAUUAUCCCAACAAUGUCACUACUGAUCAUAUUCAACAGUUCCUGGAUGAGAACAAAUCACUUAUUCUGAAGAUUGUUGAGAGCCAGAACUCUGGGAAAAUAAGUGAAUGUGCAGAGUCCCAAGCUAAACUUCAGAGAAAUCUUAUGUACCUUGCAGCUAUUGCUGAUUCACAGCCCCAGCCUCCUAGUAUGCAUUCACAGUUAGCUUCUGGUGGGAUGAUGCAGGGAGGGGCACAUUAUAUGCAACAACAACAAGCUCAACAACUAACAACGCAAUCGCUUAUGGCUGCAGCAAGAUCCUCCUCCUCAAUGCUCUAUGGACAACAACAACAACAACAAUUAUCAUCAUUGCAACAACAGCAAGCAGCCUAUCAUAGCCAGCAACUCGGAAUGAGCAGCUCUGGUGGAGGAAGCAGUAGUGGACUUCACAUGCUACAAAGCGAAAACACUCAUAAUGCUAGCAUUGGUGGUGGUGGUUUCCCUGACUUUGGCAGAGGAUUAGGCAGUGGAAACAAGCAUGAAAUGGGAAGUUCUAUGUCUGAUCAAGGACGGGGCGGAAGCUCAAGUGGUCAUGGUGGUGAUGGAGGUGAGAAUCUUUACUUGAAAUCUUCUGAAGAUGGGAAUUAAGUUUAUGUAUGUUAUUUUUCUUGUUAGUGAAGGAUUUUGAACUUAAAAGAAUAGCAUUUAAGGAUUUUGUUAUCUAAUGUGUUUGUGAAAAAACACAAGUCUCUUAUGCUUUUGAACUUUUGGGCUUAGUAUCUCAAAUGUUUGAAACUUUCACCUUCUAAAUAUCAUGUAAAUUUGUUAGGUCAUUUUGGUUUUCAA